Tachysurus vachellii is the source of this 6666-nucleotide messenger RNA. RefSeq names its product DAB2 interacting protein b (gene dab2ipb). The record is from RefSeq and is a predicted model, not a curated record. Gene Ontology annotation, biological process: regulation of GTPase activity. The coding region runs from base 199 to 3753 and encodes 1184 amino acids. NCBI's taxonomy places the organism in Eukaryota, Metazoa, Chordata, Actinopteri, Siluriformes, Bagridae. The transcript is spliced from 17 exons.
AAUGUGGAGGGAGAGUGUGGACUUGGACAGACCUGAACAACUUUUAACUCCUCCAGUUGGAUGUCUUCAUUUCCAUGGAUCUGAUUACUGUUAGCUUUUAGACACAGGGUUUCAGGCUUUAGAGUGUGCUUGUCUUUGGACUUAAGGAGUUAAUGUGUUUUGAGUGUAUUUGAGUGUGUGUGUGUGUUUGAGGGGGAAAUGUCAGGAAUAACUAGGAAAGGUUCUGGGAGACCCAGCUACUACUACAGGCUGCUGGGUCGAACCCGACUCCAGAGGCAACGCAGUCGCUCCAGGAGCAGGACCAGACCUGCAAAUAAGGAUUCUCCUCCUGAUAGAGCAGGAAGGAGGCGGAGCAUGCCAGGCUCCGCCCCUGAUAAAACCCCGUCCACGAUGGAACCCACAGCUGCUGCCACGCCCUUUCGAGUUACAGGUUUCCUGAGUCGCAGAUUAAAAGGGUCAAUAAAGAGGACUAAGAGUCAGCCCAAGCUGGACAGGAAUAGCAGUUUCAAACACAUCUUGCCUGGAUUCAGACCCGGAGAUAAUGACAGAUCUCAUCUGAUGCCAAGACUGAAAGAAUCACGCUCUCACGAGUCGUUGCUCAGUCCCAGCAGUGCAGUGGAAGCUUUGGACCUCAGCAUGGAGGAGGAGGUCCUUAUCAAACCCGUACACAGCUCCAUCCUGGGUCAGGAUUACUGCUUCGAGGUGAGCACCUCAACAGGAAGUAAGUGUUUCUCAUGUCGCUCGGCUGCCGAGAGGGACAAAUGGAUGGAGAACCUCAGACGAGCCGUUCACCCAAACAAGGACAACAGCCGACGGGUAGAGAACACCCUUCGACUGUGGGUGAUUGAAGCCAAAGACCUUCCGGCCAAGAAGAAGUACUUCUGUGAGCUGUGUCUGGAUGAUGCCCUUUAUGCCCGCACUUCCUGCAAGCUGAAAGCAGACAAUGUCUUCUGGGGAGAGCACUUUGAGUUCACCAACCUGCCUGCUGUCCAAAACAUCACUGUACACCUCUACAGGGACUCAGACAAGAAGAAGAAAAAAGAUAAAAACAACUAUGUGGGACUGGUAAACAUCCCAGUAGAAAGCGUGACAAGUAGGCAACUUGUCGAAAAGUGGUACCCUGUUAGCACACCAAACCCAGGGAAAGGCAAGACUGCAGGACCUAUGAUCCGGGUAAAGACCCGCUACCAAAGCAUGAAUAUCCUUCCAAUGGAGAUGUAUAAGGAAUUUGCUGAAUACAUUACCAACAACUAUAUGCUGCUCUGCUCUGUGUUGGAACCAGCCAUCAGUGUCAAGAACAAAGAGGAGAUGGCUUGUGCCCUGGUACACAUACUGCAAAGCACUGGGAAAGCCAAGGACUUCCUGACAGAUCUGAUGAUGUCUGAGGUGGACCGAUGCGGUGAGAACGAGCACUUGAUCUUUCGUGAGAACACACUGGGAACCAAAGCCAUUGAGGAGUACCUUAAACUCGUGGGCCAGAAAUAUCUUCAGGAUGCACUGGGAGAGUUUAUAAAAGCACUGUACGAGUCAGAUGAAAAUUGUGAAGUGGACCCUUCGAAAUGUUCAACCAGUGACCUUUCUGAACACCAGAGCAACCUGAAGAUGUGCUGCGAACUCGCCUUCUGCAAAAUCAUCAACUCCUACUGUGUUUUUCCACGAGAAUUAAAAGAAGUGUUUGCAUCCUGGAGGCAAGAAUGCGGUAACCGCGGGCGUCCGGACAUCAGCGAGCGUCUGAUCAGUGCCUCAUUGUUUUUGCGUUUCCUGUGUCCGGCCAUCAUGUCACCGUCUCUGUUCAACCUGACGCAGGAAUAUCCAGAUGAACGCACGGCUCGUACACUUACACUCAUCGCUAAGGUCACGCAGAACCUCGCCAACUUCACUAAGUUCGGCAAUAAGGAAGAGUACAUGUCCUUCAUGAACCAGUUUUUGGAGCAUGAGUGGACAAACAUGCAACGCUUUCUACUUGAGAUCUCCAACCCCGAGACUAUCUCCAACACUGCUGGCUUUGAAGGCUACAUCGACCUUGGCCGUGAGCUCUCCACAUUGCACUCCUUACUAGCUGAGGUUGUGUUUCAAAUGGAUCAGGCUGCCACCAGCAAACUGGGUCCAUUACCCAGAAUCCUCAGAGAUGUUCACACUGCACUGACUAAUCCAUCGAGUGUUCAGGUUGCUGCGCCAUCUGAUAGCACACCUUCCCCUCCGCCUGCUGGAUGCAGUGUCUCUAGUAGCCUGCAGAAACUUACCAUGGACAGUGAUCUAUCAGGCCUGGUUGAUUUCACUCGUCUCCCCUCACCAACUCCAGAGAACAAGGACCUGUUUUUCGUGACACGUUCCUCAGGUCUUCAUGGCUCACCUGCUCGCAGCUCCAGCUACUCCGAGGCCAAUGAGCCUGAACUUGGCCUGUCCAAUGGUGCCAAAAGCCUGUCUUUGGUGGACUUACAGGAAGCCACCAGGUCCUUGGAACUCAUCCCAGUCUCGACAGAAAGUGCUGUUGAAAAGCACAUGGUGCCUUGGAACACCCGGGCACCACAUGGCAACCCAUCUGGAGGCCCCACGCUUCAGAAGUUGGGGCAGAAGUCAUCAAAUACAACGGCAGAGGUGCUGCCAGGCAGGCCGGUUCAGCUCCUUGCCCCUCUCUCCUUUCAGAACCCCGUGUACCAGAUGGCAGCAGGAUUGCCUUUGUCUCCUAGAAUUCCAACUGGUGGAGACUCUGGCUCGGAAUGUCACAGCUCUCUCAGCUCACACAGUAACAACGAGGAUUCUGGAUGUGGGAAACUCAGCUUCCUGAACCAAGGAGGUGGAGUUGGGGAUGAGUUGGUCAGACGCUCUGGUGAGUUUACAAGAAGGCAGCUCUCACUUACAGAAGCACCGCAUGGGGGAUGCCAAUCUGCAGUGCCACGGCAAAACAGUGCUGCUCCCCAGCGUCGAAUCGACCAACCACCACCACCUACUCAGCCUGCCGUCCCCCAUGGACGGACUCCUCCCUGCAUGCUGAGCUCUGCCCCUUACCCACGGCCCUCGAGUGGCAGCGCUGUUUCAUCGUCACCUGAUUGGCCAGGGAGUGGUGCGAGACUUCGUCAACAGAGCUUAUCGUCCAAAGGGGACAGUCCUGAGACAAAGCAGCGGUCACAGCACAAGGCCCCUUCCCCUGUGAUCCCCAGUGCGCUGGAUCGUACGGCUGCAUGGUUAAUGAAUGUGCCAUACUUAGAGCAGGACUCAGAGACAGAUCCACGCAGGGAUGAUCAGGUCCUCAAUGAGAAGUAUCAGGCAGAGAUAGCCAUGCUGCAGGAUCAGCUACGCAUGUGUGUGCAGCAGCUGGAGCAGUGUGAGGUUCGGCUGCACUCUCAGGACGAUCAGGCUCAGCAGCUGCUCCUGCAGUACCAGAACCGUCUGGAGGAAGCCGAGCAGAGACUGCACCGCCAGCAGGAGGACAAAGAGCUGCAGAUGAAGAGCAUCAUUAGUAGGUCUCUUAAUACGGCAGAACCCACAGAAAUUUGGUUGAUGUCUGUCGAAGAUGAACUCAAGAAGGAUCAUGCUAACAUGCAGUCCAUAGUCGACUCCAAGCAGAAAAUUAUAGACGCGCAGGAAAAGCGGAUAGCUUCUCUGGACGCGGCGAACGCAAGGCUCAUGGGCGCUCUGUCUCAGCUGAAGGAACGCUACAGCAUGCAGACACGCAACGGCAUCUCGCCCACAAACCCCACCAAGCUACAGAUCACUGAGAACGGAGAGUUUCGCAACAGCUCCAACUGCUGAAGACAAAUUAGACAAAAAUUCACAUCUUAAUUGGGACUAAAAAAUGGACGAGGACAGGAGACGCAACCAGACUUUACUGGAGGUUAAAAAAAUGCUUUUGACUAUGUCUCUUGAGGAUGAGCUUUGGGAUGAAAAAGGAACUGACUUAAAAAGUUGCUAAAUUCUAUUCUGGGACAAAGACACGAGUGAAACCUCAGACUUAUGGCUGUGACCUAGCAGAAGUGUCUGCUACUUCAGUUUAGGACAAACCACUAGGUGGAAAUCUCUAUCAGACAUAAAACAAAAAGGACAUCCUGGUACCUCACUUUAUUUAUAUGGACAAUACAAACUUGAUCCAACUUGAUCCCUCAUCCAAAUCAUUGGAAAAGGUCAUUGUUUAAAGCUUUGAGUGUUCUAGAAAUACCAAGCUUCGUCCUGCACUCCUUCUCUUACAUGGACUUGACUCCACUUCGGCCAAAUAUAGUGCACUUUGUGAGCUAUUAACGUAAUAAGCCUUAAAAAAAAAAAAGAACUGCAGCUCCUUUAUUCCUUGAUCUGUGUCAAAAGUAUUAUUUAUUUUUAAAAACCUAGUCUUGGCAAGAGAGGAACACUUAAUUCUAUGUGUAAUGUAUAUUUAGCCACACACCGGCCGGAAGCGUGCAACAUUUCAGCGCUAAAAAAAAUAAUUACAGAGUAAUUUUAAUACCAAAUGAUCUUAUAAAAUAUCGAUAUAUAAUAAACUAUUAUAUUAAUUAUAACCAAUAUUAUUCAGAAAUCACCUCCUAAAGCUUUGAUAGCACUUUAUUCUGCUAGCUAUGCCAUUUCCUGUCCUUUUUUUUUUUUUUUUUUACCUCCACAGAUAUACUACAGAUAUAGUUCCCACUUUAACACAGUCGAUACUUCCUGAGGCUCCCAGACACCAAGUAUGCAGUCAGUUCCCAUUAAUCCUAUACAUUAUUUAUUAGCCUUUCGGCUUAAAACGGCCUCCACAGACUUUUUAAAAAUUGAUUUUACUGUAACUAGCCAUGAAAGCAGUUAAAAUCUUAAUGAGCAUUCUUAUUAUUAACAUUAGCUUGUCAGCAGCCACAACCGUGAGUUCGAUCUCUGUGUGUUGCUUUGUUUCCCACUUUGGUGCCUGCUUUCUCAGAAGGCUGUGGUGUCUUUAUUUUUCUCUUUCCGUUCCGUAUGGUGCCAGGUAUAGUCCGUACUCCUUCAGCGUACAUAGAGCUUGUAUAUUUUUGUAUUCCUGUUCAUAACUGCUUACGGAGCCACAUGCAGGUAUUCAUAACAUGCACUGUGGUGAAAUGUGAUGCUGAAGCUUUAAUUCAGCCAAACGCCCGCAAAAAAAUAAUCUAAAGAUGAAACAAAGCCUUGGCAUCGAUAUUUUUCAAGAAAAAAUGUUCAAGAAAAGAAAGAAAGAAAGAAAGAAAGAAAGAAAGAAAAACAAUCUAUCUGCUCUAGCAAGACAACAGAUGUGUCCUGUAAAUAUUCUAUGAAAUAAAAUAUAAAGAAAAAAUAUAUAAAUAUACAUAUAUACGAACUCCAACUUCUGUGUUCUGCUGAUAGGACUUAGAGAUUCCAUUUCCUACCUUGUUACUGCUGUUUUAAUGCGAUGUGUCCUUUUAUUUUUGAUAUCCAGUGGUGAAUGCAGUUGUUCCGAUGAUAUAUUAAUCUACGUUCAGCUCAUGCUGCAAAAGAUUUCUUUAUCCAGAGAGUUUACAGAAUGCACAGAAGAAGCACAAAAACCAUCAUCGUUUUAUUCAGCCCUGUUAAAUACACAUUAACUAUGCACUUUUUUUAAAAAGUCCCCCUUGAAUGGAAAGUAUGAGAUCGUUAAGUUAGAUCAAGUCCUGUUAGAAAUGGCAAAAUCGGUCCCUCUCUAUUUUUUUUUUCUUUUAGAAAACUACAGAUGAUUCAGUAAAUUUACAAGCACUGGAUUCUUCUUUUCAACUCCCACCAGUGAAGAGACGUAUGUAAAGACUUUCUACGAUAGCUGUGCUCGUAUUUGAUGCACAUGAAUCGAAGACGGCUUUGGCAGAAUGUGUUUGGUGCCAUGGCCCAAAUCUGCAGAAAUUCUGCAAUAAUUUAGAAAAAUUGCAAGCUUCUCCGAAUAUCGCAGCGUUUAUACCGAAUAUUGCAGUAAUUUCUGCUAUCAAAAAAACUUAAAAACCUGGAGGGACUUCUGUACAAUUUAACAUCAAUGUUUAUUUAGAAAGUCUUAGGGGGGUUGGAGCUUUCCUUCCAUUUUCGUUUUUUUUUUUUUUUUUUUUUUUUACACAUUGUGCCCAUUUUACAGUAGAUGCAAAAAAAUGUGCAGUCUGAACAGCCCCGAAAUGGAUUUUUAGUGUUUUCUAUCCUAAUAUGUUUUGUGCAUUUCUUCUUGAAAUCGUCCUGAUUUCUAUCCAGUGGCGUGUACAUGAACAUUCAACUUUAAAGCGCUGGUAACCAUGCUUAUAACACACAUAUUUCAUUCGCUCGCAUCCAACUGAACCGUAGGCCUUUCCCAAAUGACAAUCUCUUCUGAACAUCUCCAUCGGCUAAGUGAUUAAGUCAUCGUGUUGGUUCUUUUUCUUUUUUUACUGUGCAGCACACAAAGCAAAGUAUUCUCCAACAUCUCCAGGUCCUUUUCCGUUUCGCGCUCGUUCGUCAGAUAUCCGGGUGGCACUUACACCUGUUCUCAGCAGUCGAUGUGGUAUAUAAGCUUUGUCAAGAAGAGACACGAAUCUCUAAAUGAAUAUGAGACGAUGUUAUAUGUUGUAUAAUCCUUGUAGAAAACCUUUUUUGUAAGUAUGUUUAAAGUAUUGGCUUCUUUUGAGGACGAGAAACAAUAAUGUACAGAGAGAUAUGUCCAUGUUAAGAACUAUGAAAUUGUGGCUGUGCAAUUUAAAUGUACAUCAGCAACUAGGAUAAUUAAAGUUUUAUUUAGAUAUUUUA